CAAUAGUCCCCAGGGCCAGGUCAACCUCAAGCCCCAGAUCCAACCUUACUGCAGUCUCCCAGCGACGGUACUCUCUCAGUCGCCAGCGGCGGCGCGAUCAAGUUUCCAAUCGGUUCUCUUCUCUUUGCUCUACCAACGUUGACCUAUUUUUGUAAAUGUUCUCCUUGAAGCACUUUCUGAUUGACCUGAAUACCCAAAUUGUAUUUCAACUUCUGGACAGCUCUUCCUAUUCAGAAACAUUCAGCCACACUGCCUCCAGACAAUUAUCACAAAUGUUCUUUGCAAUACUCUUCUUUCAUGGCUCUGAAUACCUUUUAGCAAUCAAAUUUCAUGGGAAAUCCAAUGUAACUCUUAAAUCCCUCUUAAUCAGCCAACACUACAUCUUUGCAAUGAUCUUUUCUGUUCUUGAAUACUUACUCGAACUAUACUUUUUCCCUGAACUAAAAGAAAACUGGUGGGUAAGCAAUUUAGGACUUUUGAUGGUUAUCUUUGGGGAAAUCAUAAGAAAACUUGCAAUCAUAACUGCUGGAAGAGCUUUCACUCAUUUAAUUCAAAGACAUCAUGAGGAUCAUCAUAGACUUGUAACUCAUGGAGUUUAUAGCAUUGUUCGUCAUCCAGGGUACACAGGAUUCUUGAUUUGGUCAGUUGGGACUCAAAUAAUGCUGUGUAAUCCUGUUUCAACUGUUGGGUUUUCAUUAGUUGUAUGGAACUUUUUUCAUAGAAGAAUACCAUAUGAGGAGUUCUUUUUGAGACAGUUUUUUGGGGUGGAGUAUGAUGAGUUUGCUAAAAGGGUUCCUUCUGGGAUUCCGUUUGUGAAGUGAUAAAACUAAUAGAUUGCCAUUUGUGUCUUCAUCAUGAAGUUUUGACUAUUCUACCAUGGCAGGUUGAAGCUCUGGAUGUUGUAAAUUAUGGAAAAUGUGUUUGUUUAGAUUAUGUGUUUAUGAUUGGAAGAUUUAGUAUGACAAAUUGGUAGGUAUACUUUUGUUGCUUGAGAAAUUGAUAUGAUGUUAUGUUAGUGUUAACUUAUAAUAACCUAUUGGGUCAAACUUUAAAUUGAAUCAGAUUUAGGGUUUUUAUUAUAUUUUUUGGAAUUUGGAG
Lactuca virosa is the source of this 1098-nucleotide messenger RNA. NCBI's taxonomy places the organism in Eukaryota, Viridiplantae, Streptophyta, Magnoliopsida, Asterales, Asteraceae. The record is from the annotation of a GenBank genome assembly.